This is a messenger RNA of Aspergillus candidus, 1488 nucleotides long. Its product is annotated as UDP-glucose/GDP-mannose dehydrogenase family, NAD binding domain-containing protein. Gene Ontology annotation, molecular function: UDP-glucose 6-dehydrogenase activity; NAD binding. The transcript is spliced from 3 exons. Bases 13 to 1488 code for a protein of 491 amino acids. Gene Ontology annotation, biological process: glycosaminoglycan biosynthetic process; polysaccharide biosynthetic process. The record is from RefSeq and is a predicted model, not a curated record. Lineage: Eukaryota; Fungi; Ascomycota; Eurotiomycetes; Eurotiales; Aspergillaceae. Gene Ontology annotation, cellular component: cytosol; nucleus.
AAAAACUCCACAAUGAUUCAAACUGUUACAUGUAUUGGGGCGGGAUUUGUAGGGGGCCCACUUGGAACCGUGAUCGCGCACAAUUGUCCUCAUAUCCAUGUUACGGUCGCUGAUAUAAACGAAUCUCGGAUUCAAUCUUGGACAGAUGGGUCCCCAUCCUUUUAUGAACCCGGCCUCAAUGAGAUGCUUGGGACGGUUCAGCGUCGGGAGACGUCAGAGCAAAACCUUGAAUUUGUUACUACAGUCGAAGAUGCGAUCCAACGGGCAGAUCUCAUCUUUCUCUGCGUCGACACUCCCACCAAGUCCUCUGGAAUAGGUGAAGGAUGCGCGGCGGACCUAUCCAAUAUUCAGAAAAUCGCUCGUACCAUCGCCCAGGUUGCUACGGGAGAGAAGAUCGUUGUAGAAAAAUCUACGGUUCCAUGCGGGACGGCCGAUGUACUCCAAGAAUUGCUGACCACUUGCGGGUCUCCGAACGCACGAUUUGAAGUUCUCUCAAAUCCCGAGUUUCUUGCAGAAGGAACCGCCAUAGAAAACCUGUUGAGGCCUAGUCGUGUCCUUAUUGGCUCGCUGCAGACUCCUACUGGGAAGCGAGCAGCAACUCUCCUGGCGGAUAUGUAUGCGACUUGGGUUCCUCGGGAACUGAUCUUGCAAAUGGAUUCAUGGUCAUCGGAGCUGGCUAAAUUAGCUGCGAACGCAAUGCUCGCGCAGCGGAUUAGCAGUAUUAACUCCCUGGGCGCUAUCUGCGAAGCUGCGGGUGCUACAGCGGACAUUGAUUCCGUGUCAGUGGCCUGCGGUUUGGAUCCACGUAUUGGUCCACACAUGUUACGUGGGGGUAUUGGCUGGGGGGGAAGCUGCUUCCAGAAGGAUAUUCUUGAUCUCGUCUAUAUUGCUAGGAGCUUACAUCUGCAUGACGUGGCCACUUAUUGGGAAUCUGUGAUUACCAUGAACAAUUCUCAAAAGGAUAGAUUUCUGCAUCGUAUCAUCGCCUGCAUGUACGGAAAUAUUGCGGGGCGCUCAAUUGCAGUCUUGGGUUUUGCAUUCAAAGAGAACACAUCCGAUACAAAGAACUCUCCAGCAAUUACCGUGGUUCAAAGAUUACUUCAAGAGGGCGCUAAAGUGUCGGUCUAUGAUCCCCGGGUUGCACCGGACAGGAUUGCAUCUGCAGUGGGAGAAGAAGUGGACAAAAGAAACCUCCACAUCAGUCCAUCACCGUAUGAGACAUGUUUUAUGGCAGACGCCAUUGUUCUCGUGACCGCAUGGGAGGGAUUUCGAACACCAUCGGACAAGCCUUGUCCUGAAGCGAAUAAUGGCGCUCCGACUCGGCCGCAUGAGAAGUUUGAGUAUUUGGAUUGGCCGCGCAUUGCGCAUUCCAUGCAGAGCCCCAAAUUUGUUUUUGACGGGCGAAACUUUCUGGACGGAACGUUUCUGGCCAAUCAAGGCUGUCGACAUGUGCGAAUGGGCAACUCGACGAUCCGGCACCCUAAUUGA